GCGAACCCCGGAGCACUUCCGCCCUGUUGGUGAAGUGGGUGUCUCGGUGGAGCCUUGGGGAGCAUUGCCUCUCCUAGGAGCCCCUUGAAGGACACGCCUUAGAUGCAGGAAGACGUUAAACAAGAACAGUCCAGCUGAAGCGAGGUAUCCAGGACCAACCAUGGCCGUGGCCCUAGAACCCCAGACCCAGGCCUCUCCCCGACCGGAGCCUGAAGAACUCCUGAUUGUGAAAUUGGAGGGGGACUCGUGGAGAUCAGAAUCCAAACUCUGGGAGGAGAACCGUGACCCCGUCCCUGGCCCCGAGGCCUCCCGCCAGCGCUUCAGGCAGUUCCGGUACAGGGAUGCGGCGGGACCGCAUGAAGCCUUCAGCCAGCUCUGGGCUCUCUGCUGUCACUGGCUGCGGCCGGAGAUCCGCCUCAAAGAGCAGAUCCUGGAGCUGCUGGUGCUGGAGCAGUUCCUGACUAUCUUACCCAGGGAGGUCCAGGCCUGGGUGCAGGCACGCCACCCUGAGAGUGGCGAGGAGGCAGUGGCCCUGGUGGAGGAUUGGCACCGAGAAGUCCGGGCUGCAGGCCAGAGGGAACUGGACUUGUGUGCAGAAGAGACCAGGUCCUUAAAGGCAAUGCAAGAAUCUCAGCGUUGUCAGCUGCAGCCAGCGAAUCACUGGCCCGAGGCACAGUGCCAGAAGCAGUGGGUGAAGAAUUCAUGCCCUGACCUUCCCAAGCAUCUAGACACCAAGAUGGUGCCACAGCCCUUGAAAGAGAGUGCUGUCCUCACUCCCCGAGUCCCUACUCUCCCGAAGAUGGGGAGUGUUGGAGAUUGGGAGGUGACAGCCGAGUCCCAGGAAGCCCUGGGCCCUGGCAAACACGCCGAGAAGGAGUUCUGCAAGGACCCCCCAGGAGACGGGUGUGGGAACGGUGUGCCCCUAGUUCCCCCAGUUUCAAAACCAAGUAUCAACUGCCAGCGAGAGCAAGGACCAGAAUUUUGGCAUCCAAGCUUUAUAAAUUCUGGAAAAAGGAACAGUGCAGAUUACAACCCAGGUAAUGAGCCAAUAAGACCAGCUCAGUCAUUGGCCUGGAGAGACUCAAAGGCCUGGGAGGAACCAUACCAGUGGGACACGGAGGACAUGAAGGUGUCGGGUGUGCACUGGGGCUACGAGGAGACCAAGACUUUUCUGGCAAUUUUGAGUGAGUCUUCUUUCUCUGAAAAGCUCCGGACUUGUCACCAGAACCGCCAGGUGUACCGGGCCAUUGCAGAGCGGCUGAGGGCUCGGGGCUUCCUGCGGACCCUGGAGCAGUGUCGCUACAGAGUCAAAAACCUCUUACGGAAUUACCGGAAAGCCAAGAGCAGCCACCCACCAGGGACCUGCCCCUUCUAUGAGGAGCUGGAGGCCCUGGUGAGGGCCCGGACGGCCAUCAGAACCACAGAUGGCCCAGGAGAGGCUAUGGCACUCCCCAGGCUGGGGGAUAGUGAUGCAGAGAUGGAUGAGCAGGAGGAAGGAGGCUGGGGGCCUGAGGAAACAGCAGAAGACUAUAAUGGUGAUGACCUGGCCACUGAUGAAUCUGUCCAGGAGCCCAGGAUUCCAGGGGGCCCAACUCUGUUCCAGAGUCGUAUUGCAGGUGUGCACUGGGGCUACGAGGAGACCAAGGCCUUCCUGACCAUUCUCAGUGAGUCUCCUUUCUCUGAAAAGCUUCGCACCUGUCACCAGAACAGCCAGGUGUACCGGGCCAUCGCAGAGCGGCUCUGUGCACAGGGCUUCCUGCGGACCCUGGAGCAGUGUCGCUACAGAUUCAAAAACCUCCUUCGAAGCUACCGGAAAGCCAAGAGCAGCCACCCACCAGGGACGUGCCCCUUCUAUGAGGAGCUGGACUCCCUGAUGAGGGCGCGGACAGCCGUCAGAGCCAUGGGACCCCUCAGGGAGGCAGCAGUUCUCCCUAGGUCCGGGCAGAGCAGUACCGAGGCUGAUGACCAGCAGGCCUGGGAUGAGAUGGCAGAUGAAGAUGCCAUCAAAUCUCCAGUCCCACGUCCUAAUACCCCAGACACUGGGUUUGAGAUGAGGCAUAAGGAUGAAGACCAGAUUUUGGAGCAGGAUAUUUUUGAGGAUUUGCCUGGAGCUUUAUCAAACUGUACUAGAGAGGAUGUUUGCCACCCUCCUGACUGGGGGCAAGACAGUGAAAAUGAAGGUGAAGGUGAAGGGCACUGGGGAAACACCCCCCAGGAGCAGUGGGAAGAAUGUUCUUCUGAAGAGGACUUAGAAAAACUUAUCGACCAUCAAGGCCUGUACUUGGCAGAGAAACCCUACAAGUGUGAUACAUGUGUGAAGAGCUUCAAUCGGAGCUCCCACUUCAACGCCCACCAGCGGAUCCACACAGGUGAGAAGCCCUACAAAUGCCUUGAAUGUGGGAAAAGCUUUAGUGACCGCUCCAACCUCAAUACCCAUCAGAGAAUCCACACUGGAGAGAAGCCCUACAAAUGCCUUGAAUGUGGGAAAAGCUUUAGUGAUCACUCCAAUCUUGUCACCCACCAGAGAAUCCACACAGGGGAAAAGCCCUAUAAAUGUGGGGAAUGUUGGAAAAGUUUCAACCAGAGCUCAAACCUCCUGAAACAUCAGAGAAUCCACUUGGGAGGCAAUCCUGACCAUUGCAGUGAGCCUGGGGAAAACUUGGGCCCAAGCCCAUCCUUCAGUGCUCACUGCAGGAACUCCACAGAAGAGACAGCUCUUGAACAACCUCAGAGUGCCAGUAAGAACUUGAAUUCUGGCCCACACAGCACCAACUCAGGGGAAAAGCUUUACCAGUGUUCUGACUGUGGAAGAACCUUCUCUAAGAGCUCUGCCCUCAUUAGCCACCAAAGAAUCCAUACGGGAGAGAAACCAUAUGAAUGUGCUGAAUGUGGGAAAAGCUUCAGUAAGAGCUCCACGCUGGCUAACCACCAGCGAACCCACACGGGGGAGAAGCCGUACAAGUGUGUGGACUGUGGGAAGAGCUUCAGUGAGCGCUCUAAGCUCGUCACACACCAGAGAGUGCACACGGGAGAGAAGCCCUACGAAUGCCUUGAGUGUGGGAAGUUCUUCCGUGAUCGUUCCAACCUCAUCACUCACCAGCGGAUUCACACGGGAGAGAAGCCUUAUAAGUGCAGAGAGUGUGGGAAGUGUUUUAACCAGAGCUCUAGUCUGAUUAUUCACCAGAGAAUCCACACUGGGGAGAAACCCUACAAGUGCAUGGAGUGUGGGAAAGACUUCAACAAUAGCUCCCACUUCAGUGCCCACCGGAGAACUCAUGCGGGAGGGAAGGCAUCAUAGGAGACGCCCCCCCCCCCGCCACAACAGCAAAAGAGAAAAAUGUGUAUUUAAAUCUCCGAUCGUAAGAUGUAUGCUAGAAACUUACCCAGUUUUUAAGCUUGGUGUAUACCCAGGGAAGCUAUCUUGGUAUAAUCCAGGUUAUUUGGAAGUGAAUUACAAAUGCUAAGGAUCCAGAUAUGAAGGCACUUUUUUUCAAUUUUAAAAAUUUUUAAUUUUUUCAUUUUUAACUUAAAUUCAAUUUAGUUAACAUAUGCCGUAUUGUUUGUUUCAGGGGUGGAAUUUAGUGAUUCAUCAGUUGCGUAUAACACCCAGUGCGCAUUCCAUCAAGUGCCCUCCUUCCCGCCCAUCACCCAGUUACCCCAUCCCCCAUCCCCCACCUCCCCUCCGGCAACCCUCAGUUUGUCUCUUAUGGUUUAAAGGCACUUUUCUUAAGUGUCAUUUGUUUUUCUCCUAUAAAAAUCCCCCAUGCGGUCCUCA
Molecule: messenger RNA, 3775 nt
Organism: Mirounga angustirostris (Northern elephant seal)
Lineage: Eukaryota; Metazoa; Chordata; Mammalia; Carnivora; Phocidae
Gene: ZSCAN20
Product: zinc finger and SCAN domain containing 20
Exons: 8
Coding region: 161-3298 (1045 amino acids)
Biological process (GO): regulation of transcription by RNA polymerase II
Molecular function (GO): DNA-binding transcription factor activity; RNA polymerase II cis-regulatory region sequence-specific DNA binding
Source: RefSeq, a predicted model, not a curated record